Messenger RNA from Myotis brandtii (Brandt's bat), 1732 nucleotides. It is a transcript of the gene SLC25A35, whose product is annotated as solute carrier family 25, member 35. The record is from RefSeq and is a predicted model, not a curated record. The coding region runs from base 587 to 1336 and encodes 249 amino acids. The transcript has 4 exons. NCBI's taxonomy places the organism in Eukaryota, Metazoa, Chordata, Mammalia, Chiroptera, Vespertilionidae.
GACUGGAGGUGGCGGUCCCGCCUCUGCAGGUUACCGGGGGAAGCGGCUGCGACUCUCGCAGCUCCCGGGGGUCGCUCAGCCCCGGCCUGAGUCCCGACUUACUUCCUCGAUCCAGAUCUCGUGGCUCUCCCGGGACGUCAGCGGAUCUUCUCCCGGAUCCUUUUCCUCCAUAACCUGCUGGGGUUAUUUUUCUUCCUCCCCGGCUUCCAGCUCCCAGCCCCGCGUUUCCCUUCCCUGCUCCCGGGCCCCCAGUAGCCGGCCGUUCUCAGCAUCCCACCUGCCAUCGUCCUAUCCUCCUGGCUUCUGCCCCUUCUUGAUCUCAACUCCUUUGACCAACUGAGCCCUAUCAUAACCUUCUCGCCAAACUCUCCUAAACUCCUCUUUCUUCUCUCUUUGCCAGCUCCUGACUUCCAAAUUCCAGCUAUCCUUGCCCUGACAUUUGACCCUGACACUUGGCUCCAGAACGGUCCAUUCCUACCUCCUGCAGCCUGUUGAAACUGAGGUCUUUCCUGAUUUCUGACCUCGUUUCGGAAGCUCGUUUUGACUUUCUUACUCCUGGGCCAGUUCUUGCUACCACUGCCCCACCAUGGACUUCUUGAUGAGUGGCCUGGCAGCCUGCGGGGCCUGUUUGUUCACCAACCCCCUGGAGGUGGUGAAGACGAGGAUGCAGUUACAGGGAGAACUGCAGGCCCCCGGCUCCUACCAGCGGCACUACCGAAACGUCUUCCAUGCCUUCAUCACCAUCGGCAAGGUGGACGGCCUGGCUGCCCUGCAGAAGGGCCUGGCCCCUGCCCUCCUGUACCAGUUCCUGAUGAAUGGCAUCCGGCUGGGCACCUAUGGGCUGGCUGAGGCUAAGGGCUACCUGCACACAGCUGAAGGCACCCACAGUCCUCUCCGAAGCGCAGCAGCUGGGGCGUUGGCUGGGGUCCUGGGAGCCUACUUGGGGAGCCCUAUCUACAUGGUGAAGACACACCUACAAGCACAGGCAGCCUCAGAAAUUGCUGUCGGGCACCAGUAUAAGCAUCAGAUAUUUCCUCCCCAGAGCUGGAAGGUGGCUCUGGCAGCUGCCAUGGUGAGUGGCAUUGCGGUGGUCCUGGCCAUGACACCCUUUGAUGUGGUCAGCACAAGGCUCUACAACCAGCCCACAGACACUCAGGGCAAGGGCCUCAUGUACCGAGGCGUGCUGGACGCUCUGCUGCAGACGGCUCGGACAGAGGGCAUUUUUGGCAUGUACAAGGGUAUUGGAGCCUCCUACUUCCGCCUCGGCCCUCACACCAUCCUCUCCCUCUUCUUCUGGGACCAGCUUCGCUUCCUCUACUACACGUACACCAAAUAACAGCCACUCCCCCUCACUCCACCAAGUUGGCACUCCCUGGACACUUCUGCCUCCAUUACUAUGUCCUGGUGACUUCUUACCAGGCGACCUCUUAUCCAUCAGAGGGGGACAGCCAAUCCCACUCCCUAUCUUUUUCUCAGGGUUGAAUCACUACAAGAGAUAGUUUCCCUCCCUUCGUGGCUGUCACUUUAAACUUUCUCUACCUGUCCCCCUGUACACUUCACUCCAAAGUUUGUGUCCCCCCCUUUCUUCACUGCCAGCCUUGGGUCCCUUCUGAUCACACGUACAACUUUAAAAUCCCCCUCCAAGACCAAAGGGAAUUGGGGGGACCCAGGUGUCCUGUUAGAUUCAAAGGCACAGAGAUUAUAUUGGUUAUAAAGCAAGUUUAUUUCUGCA